AUGGAAACAUCAGUCUUGCGCGACGCCAAGAGCCUCGGCAUUCCCGCCAUCUGGCUCCAACCUGGAAGCUUCGACGACGAGGUGCUUCGCGCCGCCCAGGAGGAGAAUGCUUUCAAGGCCGUGGUAGCCGGAGACGGCGGCCGGGGACACGAGGGCUGGUGUGUGCUUGUGGAUGGCGAGAAGGCGCUUAGGGGUGUAGGAAAGCUAUGA
Messenger RNA from Parascedosporium putredinis, 210 nucleotides. The record is from the annotation of a GenBank genome assembly. Lineage: Eukaryota; Fungi; Ascomycota; Sordariomycetes; Microascales; Microascaceae.